Messenger RNA from Zophobas morio, 954 nucleotides. RefSeq names its product dehydrogenase/reductase SDR family member 13-like. The record is from RefSeq and is a predicted model, not a curated record. The coding region runs from base 1 to 954 and encodes 317 amino acids. The transcript is spliced from 3 exons. Lineage: Eukaryota; Metazoa; Arthropoda; Insecta; Coleoptera; Tenebrionidae.
AUGAGCACCUUUUGGGUAGCAUGUGCAGUCAUAGUAUCUUUAUAUGUGGCCUUUUGGCACUACUUCAAGGCAACCACUUGGUGUAGAAGCCAAACAUGUCUAAUCGGUAAAACCGCCAUAGUCACAGGAGCCAACUCAGGAAUCGGUUAUGAAACGGCUUUAGACUUUGCCAAAAGAGGAGCAAGGGUGAUUUUAGCCUGCCGCGACAAAAACAGAGCCGAAGUUGCCAAAAUGAAAAUCGUUAAAGAAACAGAUAACGAGAACGUCGUCGUGAAAAUUGUCAAUCUAGCGUCGUUUGAUUCCGUCAGAGAUUUUGCUAAAAAUAUCAACGAAACGGAAGAACGACUGGAUAUUUUAGUCAACAAUGCCGGGCUUGGUGGUGUUAAAGAUGAUAAAAGUGACGACGGUCUUCUUUUAGUGAUGCACGUUAAUUACCUUUCAGCUUUUCUGUUAACGUAUUUGUUAAUAGAUUUGUUGAAAAAGACUGGUCCAAGUAGGGUAAUAAACGUAUCUUCGAUAGCUGCACGAUUCACAAAUUUCGACGUAGAUCUAAUUAAUAAUUACACGGGUGCCUAUACCAUUUACGCCAACUCUAAAUUGUGCAAUCUUCUAUUUACAAUGGAGCUAGCGAAAAGGCUGAAAGAAACUGAAAUUACCACGUACUGUGUUAAUCCAGGGGUUGUGCAAACUGAAAUUUUCAGACACGUGAAGGGUUACAGUAAGGUUUUUAUUAAUAUCUUUAAAGAAGAUUUCUUCAAAACGUGCGAAGAAGGAGCGCAGACGACUAUAUACACAGCUGUAACAAAAAACAUUGAAGAAUACAAUGGGUGCCUUUUUGACAAUUGCAAAGUGGUUGACACUUAUCCCACGGCUGAUGUCAAAGGGCUUCCGAAGAAGCUUUGGGAGAAAAGUGUCAAGUUUGUAGAGUUGAAACCAGAAGAAAUAAUGUAUUAA